Molecule: messenger RNA, 14801 nt
Organism: Poeciliopsis prolifica (blackstripe livebearer)
Lineage: Eukaryota; Metazoa; Chordata; Actinopteri; Cyprinodontiformes; Poeciliidae
Product: mitogen-activated protein kinase kinase kinase 11
Exons: 10
Coding region: 1119-4256 (1045 amino acids)
Biological process (GO): protein phosphorylation; microtubule-based process; positive regulation of apoptotic process
Cellular component (GO): centrosome
Molecular function (GO): JUN kinase kinase kinase activity; protein binding; ATP binding
Source: RefSeq, a predicted model, not a curated record
GCUGCGACAUUGGAGCGGUCGGAGGUGCUGGCUGCUGAAGGCUGACCGAGGAAGAGGAACGGAGUAAGAAAUUGUCACGGAACAGUUCCGCAGUUUGGACACCGUCGUUAUGAAGCGGAGCGCCGAAGUGAACCGGGCCCGGCGCUGAACUCCCAACAAGAACCAAAAGUUAACGGGAAUAGUUUGUUUUUCUUUCUUUCGGUUGUUUUUUUUUCCUCCUCAAGACUGAAAAGCCAAGGAGGUUUGGAGAACUCUUCCUGUUCCCAGAGUCGGCGGCUCGCAGUUUACGUGUGAGCUCCUUCAUAACACAGCCAGCAUGGAUGUUGUGGCGCACCGGAUUGCGGGAUUUCCUGCGUGGUCACCUCAGUGUCGCGUACAGGCGCACUUUCUGGGUCCUCGGGCUUAAAUAAUGAACAGUGGUCAGCGCUUGAAACUUGUCGUAAAACACUGGUUGGCUGGACUGAAUGCUCCUUUUCCUGCUAUUCUUCUCCUCCUCUCAGCGCUUCCUGCUUAUGAUGGCCACUCUCUUAAUGGCUAAAAAUACAUAAAAAACCGAAUAUGGACUAUCGAGUGCGUGGGGAAUGUUGAUUUGGACUCUUAUCUGUAAGCGGAUUCAUUCCUGAACAUUAAUUUUGAACUUUGACUCUUCGGACUUGCUCCUCAACAGGUGGUUGUUCUGAAUGAGGAGGGGAAAGGAGGACAAAUUCAGUCAUAAUGAGUUGAUUCCAGAGUCUUUUAACCAGGAUGAUGAGAUGAUAAUCUACUCACACCAUGUGCGGGGAAACCACACACCACAUCAAUCUUUCAGAGUUAAUCACUGCUUUCUUUCAGAGAUUUGAUAAAUGCUACGAAAAGCAAACCGUCUGAGGACUGCUGAAAUGGAAAGAUUUGAGUUUAAUCCCAGAACAAAUGGAAGACACUUGGCUUUCAUUUGUCCCUGAAUCCUCUUCCAUAGCCCACCUGUUGGUCUGACUUUUGAACACACCUCAUUGGUCCCUGAUGAGACAACAACAAAGACAGGAAAGGGAGCAAGGUGCAAUAAAGUACUCCUUUGUACUUUAUUUUCAGACCCCUGGAGUGCGCAGUCGGAUCCAGUCAGGCAAUAUAGUGGAGGUUCCAUGGAGCCUCUGAAGAACAUAUUCAGUCGUAGCUCGCUGUCGAACUGGAAGAACUUGGAUCAGUCCCAAAAAGGGAACUUCACCAACCCUGUAUGGACAGCCUUGUUCGACUAUGAGGCCUCCUGUAAAGACGAGCUCACCUUGCGUAAAGGUGACCUGGUGGAGGUUCUCUCUCAGGACUCUGAGAUAUCUGGGGAUGAGGGUUGGUGGGCAGGUAAGGUCAACAACAAGGUGGGCAUCUUCCCAUCCAACUACGGCUCCUUCAAGCCUAGUGGAUAUGCCAAGCUACCAGGUACCAGCGUGGUGGAGGAGCUAAACCGUGCUGUGGUUGGCACUGUUGAUCCCGAGGAGGUGGAUUUCCGGGAGCUGAGCUUGGAGGAGGUGAUUGGGGUUGGGGGCUUCGGGAAAGUGUAUCGAGGUACAUGGAGGGGCGAGCUGGUCGCCGUGAAGGCGGCCCGGCAAGACCCGGACGAGGACAUCAGCGUGACAGCGCAGAAUGUGAAGCAGGAAGCCCAUUUGUUUGCCAUGCUCACCCACCAGAACAUCAUCGCCCUGAAAGGGGUGUGCUUGCAGGAGCCCAACCUGUGCCUCAUUAUGGAGUAUGCCUCGGGUGGGCCACUGAGCCGGGCGCUGGCCGGCCGCCGCAUUCCGCCUCACAUCCUGGUCAACUGGGCUGUGCAGAUAGCAAGAGGGAUGGUGUACCUGCACAAUGAAGCCAUCGUCCCCGUCAUCCACCGGGAUCUCAAGUCCAACAACAUCCUGCUGGCUCAGCCCAUAGAGAACGAAUGCAUGGAGGGGCUGACGUUGAAGAUCACUGACUUUGGCCUGGCGAGGGAGUGGCACAAGACCACAAAGAUGAGCACGGCCGGAACCUACGCCUGGAUGGCCCCGGAGGUCAUCAAGUCCUCGACCUUCUCCAAGGGCAGCGAUGUUUGGAGCUACGGUGUCCUGCUGUGGGAGUUGCUAACAGGGGAGGCUCCCUACAAAGGGAUUGAUGGUCUUGCCGUCGCCUAUGGAGUCGCCGUCAACAAGCUGACCUUGCCCAUCCCUUCCACCUGCCCCGAACCCUUCGCUCAGCUCAUGUCAGAAUGCUGGGACCAGGACCCUCACCGACGGCCCGACUUCGGCUCCAUCCUGACACAGCUGACCGCCCUGGAGCAGCAGGUGAAGGAGGAGAUGCCACAGGAGUCAUUUCACUCGCUGCAGGAUGACUGGAAGCUGGAGAUACAGGACAUGUUUGACGAGCUGCGGGCCAAAGAGAAGGAGCUGCGGUGCCGCGAAGAGGAGCUGAAGCGAGCGGCUCUGGAGCAGAAGUCCCACGAAGAGUUCCUGCGGCAGCGCGAGCAGCAGCUGGCCCAGUGGGAGCAGGACGUGUUCGAGCGCGAGCUCAGCCUCCUCAUCCUCCACCUGAACCAGAACCAGGAGAAACCCAACGUCAAGAAGCGCAAGGGCACCUUCAAGAAGCACAAGCUCAAGAGCAAGAACGGCGAGAAGAUCAGCAUGCCACAAGAUUUCAUCCAUAAAAUUACAGUGCAGGCAUCCCCAGGCCUGGAAAAGAGGCGGAAUUCUCCGGAUUUGGGUUCGGGCUCCUCGCCGUCCUUUGGCCCACGGUUUCGUGCAAUCCAACUCAGUCCCAGCGACAGCAGGGCGUUUUGUCUGACCCCGGUCCGGUCAUUAGAGACCCCGUCUCACAAGCAGUCCAACGGAGACCUGAGGCUGAACCCACACUGGAGGCCCCAGAGCCCAAAGAGUCCCAAAAGCCCAAAGGUUCUGCGGCUGAGUCCCCAGGAAAGCAGUUUAUCGAUGAGGGCCAAGCUGCUGGAGUCGGACAGCAACGAGAAUGGAGACGCCAUGGACGACUUUGAGGAGUACCGCCCUCCCACGCCGACCUCAGCCUCCACUCAGAACGGCUCCUCGUCGAAGGACAGCCUCCGCCUCCCCCCCUCCCAGGGAGACUCUGGCAGCGAGGAGGGGGGCUACUCCCCAGCAGGCUCCCCCAUGCCAGAGAGGGGGUUCCUUGGCGGCGCCGUCAAGAAUACGCACCGGGCAUUGCUAGGCUGUGGCUCCCUCUUGUCCUCCGUGGCGCUGGGUCGGGGCUUGGAUGUUCCCCCCAGGGUUCCCCCUCGAACUAACCCCCCUGCCUCGGAGGAACGCUCCUCCUUCGAGCUGGAGAUCUCCUCUCCCAGGCCACUCAUAACCGACCCCCCUGUGGUGGACGACCUCAUCACCUUCUCCACCUCUGAGCCGCUCCCCAAGCCUCUGCUGGAUUUAGCCCUGCAGUACCAGGAGCUAAAGCCGUUGCCCCUGACGCCGCCACCGCCCAACCCUCGCGAAAGGUCCGGUCCCCGAACGCCGCAGACGCACCACAGCGGCCCGCCGAGUCCGGGGACCCUACUGCAGCAGCAGGACGGCGCCGUCCCGGCGGACUGGACCACUAGUUCUGGUUCUAGCAACGGAGAGCUGGGCAGCGAGGCUUGGGAGCACCGACCCGACCGCAGGAGGAGGUCCAGCUACGGCCUGCAUGCCUCCCAGCUGGUUUUAGAUCUCCCACUAUGCCAAGACACACUGGACUUUGAGGACAAGACCUCCGUACCCUAUGCCCUCCACCCCAAUCCGGCGCUAUGGAGCCCCAAAACCCGACGUCUUGAGGUCAGCGUCAUCCCCCGGCCACGCCCGUCUCCCAUCCGGCCCCGCAUUGACCCUUGGAGCUUCAUCUCAGCAGGUGGCACCAUCUCAGCAGGUGGCCGCAGCCCCAUCCGCUCAGACAGCCACGCCCUGGGCUACCAGCCCUCGCCCACCAAUCCCUUCACCAGUUGCGACCCUUUCCCCUCUCCAGACUGCGACCCCUUUGCCCUCAAGGCAGACCCUUCCAGCAGCUCCGACGGUGCGCCACCCUUCGACCCGUUCUCCACUCCGUUCCCGACCUCCCGAUCUGCCCCGUGCUCCGCCAACGGCUCGCCCACGCUGCCCUCGUUCCGCAUCGCACCCAUCAACCCGGCGGACCCGCCCUUCAUGGACCUGGGCUGGGCAGCCUGCGGCAAGCCUCUGGACGUGACCAAAGAGAGAGCCCUCCCCCGCAGGACGCUGGGGCUCAAGCCCUUCAAGUCGCCAACGCAACUCAGAGACGAUCGUUUCUGAAUCCAAAUCUCAUUCCCAGUCGUGGAUUAUAUGGAAUGCAGACUUUAUCCCAGCAAUACCUGAGUGAGGUUGAUCACCCCGCCCCCAGCUUCUUCAAAUUGACUGUAAUUGGUGUCAAGCAUUUGUGCUACGUUUGUGUUUCUCAAAUUUUAAUUCAUGAUAAUUAAUGUUUUUGGAGGUUAUCAAAGGUCUAUCAGCCAUUCCACAUUUACAAAAUCAAACAAAAUACGGUGUCUCAAACUAUUUGUGCUCGUUCAUGCAGCACAAAUUUUUGUUAGUGCCGCUAUAAUUUUUAAGUAUGUUUUCUUUAAGUUGCCGAAUAUCAUCCUUUUGAUGCUGUCAAAAAGUAUCUGGAAACAUUUGGCGUUAAUUUGGUGGGAGACAUCUGGUGACAUAAAAAUCUUGAAAAUCAGCGGCACAAACAAAAAUUAAUGCCGCACAAAUGGAACCCAGUUGAUUGAAAUCAUAUGUUUGAUUUUGUAAAUGUGGAAUAGCUGGUUGACUUUGUUGGUCUCUGGAAACAUUUAGUAAUAUCUUUAAAAUGAUGCCACCACAAAUGAAGAUUUUGGUGCACAAACGUUUGACACCAAUUUUGUUUAAUUUGAAGAAGGUGGUGGUUGCGGGACAACUUCAAUCAGGUGCCAAUGCAAUUCAGUCCAGGACCAUUUUCACUACUGUUUUUUUUAUUAUUUUUUUUGUUGGGAUGAGAACUUGGAACCUUUCAAAUUAAAAUCCCACGGAGGGUAGGAAGCUGCAGGCAUUGUAGUUCUUCUUUCUACCCCAGCCUGGUGCUUUGGAGAGCAGAAAGUCAGGGGAAAAAGUGAUACAAUGGAUUGUGGGAUAUCUGCCUGUGAACCAACGGCUGGUGCCAAUUUCAUUUUCCUUUUUUAUUUUUUCCCUGCGUCUCGUCUGUGUUACUGCUGUCCCUUUGAAGGAGCAGAAUCCAGAUCAGCAGCCUCAUCUUGAUCUUCUGUCAUCCUGCUCCCAUCAGCUGCUUUCAUCUCUCCCCGCUGCUUUGAAGCAUUGUGACAAUGCAGAGGUGGAUCAGGCCAUUUUUUAAAUUUUUUUUUUAUUACAGCUUCAUCUUACAGACUGAAAUCAGUCAGGACAAUGAAAGAAAAUUGGAGUGCCUUAUUUUGUGAAGUGUUUUUAAUAUAUAUAUAUAUCUCUUAAAGGUUCCCCUGAACCGUUUAGCCGGUGCGUUAAACAAGAUUUGACCUAAAUUUCCAGAUCGUGUAAGAAAAGGAAAAAAAAAAAAGGAAGAAAAACUCAAAUGCUUGUGAGUGUGCAUCUGUGUCUCAUUGUUGGAAGAAAGCCUCUUCUUUUUUCUUUUAUAGUUUUGUUGCUUUAUGGGAGAAUCCACUCGAUAGAUAUUCUAGGCCGCUCGUGAAAUCCAAGACGAAAACCGCGACCCGGGCGUCAACCCCCGCAAACCCCCCAGAAGUAGAAAGCAUUCCAGUCACAUUCCUCGGGAAAUGCCAGGGAUUGGAUGGAUCCACUGGGCUGGCAGGCAACGCGGCGGCACAGGAAGCGGGACGGGGAGCCCUCCGCCCCCCCCACCCCUCCUUUCUCCUGCCAAAGAAUGCCGCCCAGCGCUCGGACAAAAGGUGCUUACAAAUAAGCGGUUUUGGGCUCCGCGCUGCGCCGGGCGGAGGCAGCAGGGAUUCACAUGCAGAACAGCGCUCAGAGCGUUGGUGGGAACACAAAUACAUUUUAUUAUUAUGGGAGUUAUAUGAUAUUCUCCGUAGAAUUCGCUAAAUGCUGGAAGGCUUUAUUUAAAGAACAGUUUUCAUAGAAUCUGAAUCUGGUUCAGAGAACUUUAUGCUGGUGGAGUUCUCAGUUUAAAGAUGUUCUGGAUGCAGCUCUCAGGAAGAUUUCCCAAUUAAGACAGCUCAGCUCCUGCCAAGGGUUUUAGAUUUUAAUUCACUUUUUUUUGUCACUGUAAAGCAACUACAUGACUUAUUCUGGCAUUUUGUAGAGAAAAAAAACAGAUUUAAUUUUGAUACGUUGUGAAAUUCUCUCUGCUGCUGCUUCUUUAAGGGAAAAAAACAGAACAGAUCUCUGAGUGAAGGUUUUGUGAUUAGAGUCAAAAUUCUGAAUUCUAAGAAAAAAGUCAGAAUUCUGAGAUUUGAGUGAAAAAUCUGAGUUCAAGGCCAGAAUUUUGAGUUUACAUUAUUCCAAUUUUUGAUUUGAAAAAAAUUUCACAUUUUAAGAAAAAAAAAAAAUCAAAGUUCUGAGAUUUGAAUCAGUUCUGCAAAAGUCAGAGUUGUGAGAUUUAUUCAAAUAAAAAAACUCAAUUCAGAUAUUGGUUAGAAUUGACUGAAAUUCUGAAAUGACUUUUUUACGAUUCUGAUUUUGAGAAUAGUAAAAAUUAUUUUUUGUAGCGUUAUCCUGUCACUGCUUACAGAAGGCUAACAUUUCUCCACAAGCUAACAUAACUUAAUGAUUUGUUUUUAACUAUCUUACAAAGUUGCAAAAUGGCAUCUUUAAACAUUAAAUAAUAACUUCAUAGAACCUCAAUUAAAGAAAUGUAAGCUUUAGGAGGAUCCUUGCUUAUUCUGAACUGAUUAUUACCUCACCAACAUUUCAAAUUCAUUUAAAUUUUUUCAUACAGUCCUAACUGUAAAUCACCCUAUUGUGUUUCCUAGUUUGGUCUUCUCAAGACAUUUCAACAUCCUGCUAUCUGCAGCUCGCUCCUCUACAUGUGCCACCAUGGAGUUGCCAGGCAACUAGCUGAGACGUUUAGGCCAAGUUACACAGUCAAAUUGGUUGAUUUUUGCUACAUUUGAUCCAAGCCUGUCUGGCUGUUUUUGGUUGGCUUCACGCUUUAGGUCUGUUUCCUGUUGUUACCAAUCGUUCUCAUCAAAGUCUUGCAUCCAAUUUGCAUUCCAGAUGAAGGUUUUGUAGGCUUUUCACGUAUUCCAAAUCAUUCCAACCAACGUUGCUUCCUGUUGACACCGGGAUCAUCUUAUUGCUCACACACUCUUCACAGGAUUUCUGUGAAACUGCUGUGGGAAAUGUUAGUUUGCACCUGGAGCUGAACUUCCUGCUGCCGUGAAGACAUCUCAUCCUCAGGAGUGUUGAAUAUCAGAGGGACGAUUCAUACCAGCCUCUAUGAUUUGCUUAUUUCAUAAUGACCUCUUUGUUACAUGAUUGUUUUGCAAGUGAGCACCUGAAACAGACUACUGGUUUAUAGCCGACAGUCUUCCUAUUAGCUGAAAAUAAUUUGAAAUAUGAGAAAGAUUCUGUCACCGGAACACAGUCAUGGAAAAGCUCAAUUAAAAUCACCAGUUUAAUUGGAAGUAUUUUUCCUGUUCCUUCCCCUUAAUAUCUAGUACUAGUCAAAUUUUUUUUUCUCGCUAGUUGCUGAACUCGCUCAUUUAGAUGGGAUUUGAACACAAAUAAGAAAAAUGGAGAAAAAAAAAGAACCAGGCCGAAAUGGUAAAAGUUGUAAAUUAAAGCUUUAUUUCAGACAAAUGAGUAGCUUAACUGGAUUUAAAUAUAUAACUAAUGAAUUAUUUUGUUAGCUAGCAUGAGACAUAGUAAUAGCAAUGUCAGCAAACUACCAGGGCUAAUUCUUGCUUUAAAACAGUUUAUUUUAUUUAAAUAAUGUAAAGUCAUUACCAAACUGAGUUAGAUUUAUGUAUAAUUUUCUCUUGUGUACCCCUGAGAUACCUCUGACUGAGCCUCCUGAUGAGGGCGGGGGUAACAUAUCGCUAACAAAGUAAUCAGAUAUUUGGGUAAUUAAUUAGACCUGGCGAUGCCGUGCUUUGGCCCAGAAGUGGGUUUGCUUCCUGUGUCGGCUCACAUCCAGACGCAUGUUGUGUCCUGUUUUCUUUUUUUGAAUGUGUGAAGUUUCAGAGCCUGUGUGAGCUGAGGUCUCCUCCCUUUCCGUUUCUUUUUGUAGUUCUGUGCCAGCGGCUACAGCUGCUGACUGCACCGUUUCUUUAUCACCUUCGUUGCUGAGGGUGUUUCUGCUUCUGCAGCCUUCCCUCCUCACAUCUUGUUUACCUGGCCGUUCUUCACUUCUCCGUUGACUUCUCACCAACUUAGUUUUUGGGGCAUUUUCUCAUGAAUAGUCCUGGCAUCGGGGGAGCAUUCAGUUCUGUAACACCCAUGAAGUGCCGCAGGGCGGGAGAGGGGAAAAAUAAAGUGGCAUUUGUUCUAGGGCAGAGUCUAUUAACUGUGGAGCAAUUGUUUUCUUUUUGACACAUUUUGUUCUGGUCCAAAUCAUUUUAGGGGAUUUCAAGUAAUGUGCCGUCCCACGGCUUCCUAGCUCUAAAAGUUUUGAAGCUGUUUCAAAUGGCCACAAGAUUUGCUAAAUGGCUGCCAGUUAAGAAAAGACAAUUAUCCCUAGAAUGAAAAGUCUGAAACCACAAAACAGUAUCCCAUAAUGGCUGCUGAAAGAAAAGAUCAUCAUGACAAAUGGUUCCUAAUUAUUUUGUACCCACGAUUUCCUAGUUCAUCUCGAGCUGCAAAACACAGCAUAUAUUUUUUUUUAUUUAUUUUAUUUCACAGAGACAAUGUACAUUUCAUUAACUGAUAUUGCACAUUAAUAUGUGCAAUAUCGCAGUCACAAUAUUUUGGAGGUUUCAGUGCUAUGCAUUAACACUCCACUUGGCAAUGUGUUCCUCUUGGAUGUCCUUUUGUCUCGACUCAGUUCCAAGUGUUUUCCCCUGAUAUCAGCUAUGACCAACACAACGUUAAAAUGGUGUUGGUCACUAGAGGCAUUAUGAGAGCAACACCCUGAGGAGAAUCAGACCUACGAUUCCAAAAAACCCAGUGAACGUAUUUGGAGCAUUAAGGACAAUGGCAACUCUGAAAUCAACAAUGUGGUCUAAGGAUGAGGUGGAGAUAUUUUGCGCUUGCGUCAUAAACAGAUCAGGUUGGGGUAUUUUUCAGACUCUGUGAUUGCCUUUUACUCCACCCACACAAAGCUGGGUGGAGUAAAAGUGGAGAACGACUCAAACUGAGCGGAGCCAAGUCGAGCCACACCGAGUAGGUAGUAGUGGAAGAGGGUCAAUAAUACACAAGUUUCUAAAGGAGGUUGGUAGAGAAAUCAAUUAGAUGAGUCUAGGAAUUUCCUUGCAUUGGACUAUGAGCAGAAACGGUUGGACAAUAAAUCAAUAAUGAUAUCGAAGCAGGCACGUGUUCAAUAUCAAUCGAAAAAACGUCUAAUAGCAUUUUAAUAAUUUUACUAAACUCCCAUCCAGAACCAAACAGCAUUUAGGGGGAUGUAGGCAGAGGUUGUAAGCAACCUCUCACGGUCAGCUAAGAACAUUGGGCGCCAUCGAUUCACUCAUUCUUUAACCAGAAAGUGAGUGAGUUAUUCAACCGGUCAUACAACCCGCCAAAUAAGUUGUGCAGCAGCAGUUUCAGAUUUAAGUUAAAGAAGGUAUGAAUUGAAAUCCCAGAAAAGUCAGUCAUGAAUUGACCAAAACAAAGAUCUAAAACAGCAACCAACUCACAAAACAGACAUGUUUUGUUUUACUGACUAGAGAAAAAUGAAUAGUCAAAAUGAACCAAGCAACCAAAAUAUAAAGACUUGGAACUUUGAUUGCAAGUGAACACUUAAUGCCUCGCCUCAGUAUGUCAACACGCUAAAGCAGGUGCUCUCUUAUGAUAGUCAUUACUUUUGGGCGGCUGCUGUUUUCAUUGAUCAAAAAUGCAUCGAGGAGUCUGAGAUGAUUGAAAUGUUUGGGGAAAUUGCUUCAGUCACAAGUUUUCCUGUGUGAAGUAUCCCCUUCCAGCUGCCAUUCAGCAACCUGCCUAGGCUAGAUUUGAAUUUUCCUUCAGAGAUUUGGUUUUGGAAAACAUUUCUUGUCAUUUUCUAUUUAAUAAUUGAGGACCCUAAAAUAUGACUCGAAAUAAAAGAAGUCUCUUGUGCUUCUCACAGAUGAUUACUUUCCUACCUGCAGUCAGAGGGGGGAAUGUUUUUCCUUCUGGUAAUCACUUCUGUUGCGGAUUGACCCAGAAUGAAUAAGCGCUUGCUUUUGCACACACACACAAAAAUACUCCCCGUACUCACUUUCCCUGAACUUGGUUUUCUAAUUUGCUAGCUGUGAGAAAAAGGCUUGACACAUUUUAUUCGGGAUGUCUUUGACAGGGAUGUCUGAUUCUUGGUUUUGGCUGUCAGAUUUAAGAAGCGUAGCUGCCAUUCGUCGCCCCUGAGCUGACAACCUACACUUUGACAAGAAAGUCCUGAUGAGUCUCUGCGCGUGUAGGCAGCAGGCAGUCCGUCACCACAAGUCACUGUCCUGAGUGCAGCUGACAGGUAGUCAAGUCCCUCCGGCCCUAUUUGACAAACUUCAUUUAAAGACAUGCCCGGACCAUUUACAGUAAUAACGAAAUGCAAAGAUGGCCAGCGUGUCGCCUGACGAAAAUCAGUAGAGAAAGCACUGACCCCUUUCAGAGUACUCACAGUAAUGUUGCAAUUGACUGUUACAAAAUGAAAGCUUGGUUAAUUUUAUCCAAAGUUAGUUUAUUGGAUCUGUUAAAAGUCAUGCUUACAUUCAUGCUUAUUUUUCCCCGUUUACUUUUAGACAUUGAGUUAGCUGGUAAAGUUAUUAUGUUACAAUUAGCAUUUUAAUUCCAUUUGGAAACACUGAAUUGCAUUUCAGGAACAUGCCCUGUUUGGGUGUUGGAGCCAAUGUACAAUGCAUUGAUUUUGGUCUACAGCUGAUAAUGGGAGAGUGUAGCAUCAAUUGGUUAGCUCUUCUCUCAGCAUUAACACUAAUUGGAGACUUUUUGUUGAAGUGUGUCAAGACUGAACUGAUUAGUGGAUUUCAGCUGAAGGCUUCUAAAAGGAACAUUUUUCUUUAUACUGAGGCUGUUUGAUUUGUUUGUCGCGUGUCAUUGAAGUAUUUCCCUUAAUAUAAAAUAACAAGUCUUAGUUUUUUGGUACAAUAACACUCAACCAAUGUGUGAUUGGUCUAGAAGUAGCUAUUUGCUCUUUAUUAUUAAUAUAGUAUUAUCACAAAAUUUUGUUUGAUUUAUGCAUAACUUCCCACUGUGUCCAAUUCCAGCGAUAUUUUUUGAUGGGCGCUAUACGUCACAAUUUAAAUUGAGGUUUGUGCUUCUUUCUAGAUUUGCAUACAUAAGAAAAACUAAAAAUGAUAAAUGAGGCUUCACUACUUUUGACGUAGUCAUAAAGUUAAGCUUUAUUGAAAACAUAAGCCGCUGAACUGUGUCAACAUAAUAAAUGCAAAAAGUUUACUAAACAAUUAUUUUGUUGCCUAGCUUGAUCAACUUAGCAAUUUCAGCUAGCUGCUACGUGAGGACUAAAAUAAUAAUAAUAAUAAAAAAGCAAGCAAUGUCAUUACCAAAUCUACUUAGAUUUAUUAAUACGCUCCAACUGUGUAAUUCUUCUUUUUCUUGCUUUUGUUUUUCCUAGGUGAAUCUGAAUUAUGAAUCUGUCUGUGUUGGGAGCUAGUUUGUGUGUUCCCAUCUUCCAGUUUCUGAAAACCAUGCAGACACAAUCCAAUUCACUUCUCUGUCUGUCAAGAAAAAAAUAAAAUAAAAUAGACAGGGUAAAUAACAUAAAUCAAUAUGCUAUAUGCAACUGCAACAGCAUGGCGGGAUGGUGAUGGAGGUAGGAAAUAUAUUACUUCAAAGCCUUCGGGGUAAACUAACCAAGCUGUGGAACAACAAAAAAAGAAAAAAAACAACAAACCUUUGUCAGGUAGGGAAAAUAAAAUCGAUCAUUUGAAUUUCUGAAGAGGAAGAACAGUGUGCCCUUAAACAUGGCAGAUUUCUGCACUUUGACUUAAAAUGUUCUUAUUUUUUCCCCAACAGUUGCAUUUCUCCAGGGAAAAUUAGAAGCAUUUCUGUAAGACUAGAUUUAAAUUGCUUCAAUUCAGUUUUUACUUUGGCAAGCUAGUUAUUAUUUAACUCCUAGAGUACUACUGUAUGUGGCUCUCUAUUUAUCACUUUCAGUUUUUGUUUGCUUGCGGUCGAUUAGGUGGAUGUUCCAAACGUAUGGUUUUCUGGCUUGCUACAAUUGCUUCUCAGCUUCCUGUCUAAGCCAGAAACAUUAUUUAGCGUUUAUGAAAGUGAAACACCUGCCUGGACCUUUGUUUGGCCCCAUUAGACUGGCACCAAAUGAUUAAAUCUGACCUUUCGCUGACCUUUCGCUGACCGUUCAGCGACGGCCGAACUCCAGUGGGGGACGCGGACAAAAGUCCACGCCUGUGAGCGUUCGCCAGCAGGUGCAGAAGCUUAAUGCUCGUCCUCCCAAAAAACUGUGAAUAUCAUUUCUAAUUCUUUCGGCGCAGGCACCCAAGGUCACAAUCUGCUUUCCCCUUCUCUUCCAAUAACAAUGAAAACGAAAUGAAUAGGAGCCGCGAAAGAAAGGCCGAUUGGUUUCCAAGAGCACAGCGCCGGCUCCUGCAGACAACUGUCUGGAAAAUAAACACAGAUUUCAGCGAGGUUAUCAAGUCCAGGGCUCAAACACGCUUCCCUCAUUGAACUCAACAGCAUGCGGCAGCCGCUUGUUCGUGAUUAUUGCUCCGUCUAGUUACUGACACUCAAUUACCUUUGUCAUCUUCCUCUCUAGCCAAAGCUAUUCAUUCAGUUUGUACAUUUUGGGGGGGGGGGUUGGUGUACGGUACGGGCCUGCUGCAAAUCAAUUUGACUGAAUAAACUGAUCGGCCCUUAGAUAUGGAGGUGCUAUAUUAUUUAUUACCGUUUCCUCCUACAGAUAGAUGAUCUUUUCGGCCUUUUUCUUGUUCAUUUGAUAAACCAAUACAGUGUUUAUCGUAAGAAAUGUCUAUCAAUCUUUGAAAGGACUGUAAAAAAGUAUUUCCUCCCUUUUCGGUUGGUUUGGUUUGAAAUACUAAUCGUAAUGUGUAAUUCAAAAACCUCAGCUCACUCAGCUGCAAAGACUGUAUGAAAUAAUUAUCUCCUGUAAAUCCUGCCAGUGUGGCUGAAUUGCAAGCAUUCUGCAAAGACAGAAUGUCUCUACAAAAAACUGACAGUUAUCCCAAAAAGCUUGAUCAGGGCGUCACCAACUCAAAUGUAAGACUUUUUAAGACCAUUCUGAAUUAAACUUAAGACCUGAAGAGCUGUACAAAAGAUGACAAAUCACCAGUAAAUUUGCACUUUACCCAUGAUGGAUGGCUGGCUGGCUGUGAAGCUAUCAGCUAGUUAGUGGUAGCUUCAACUGCCUCAAUGAAGAUGUCUCUUGUAACUCAAACUUUAGCCUGACAGAAAAGUCCCACAAGAAAAUAAAAAAAAAAUACGAAAUUUAAGACCUUUUAAAAAAAAGUAUUGAGGCUGACAUCCUGUUGAUGGUAGUUGCUGCUAAAGACAGAACAACUACUUUCCCGAUUUAAGAAAUAUUUGAUUUUUCCCGCAUGUUGGACUUGAUAGCUUCUUUUUUCCUCUUUAUCCUCCCUUCACAAAGCAUUUUUGCUUGCACUCAGGUUAUCUUCGGUGUUCAAAUCACUUUGAGGCUUUCAAUAAUUCCAUUUCGAGUGUGGCCAGCAAACACAGUGGAAAUCUCUAAGCAGACGAGUGCUACAUCACAACACUGCAAGGGGAAGCCAGGAAGUUUGCAACCACUUUUCCUCUGAGCGCCAACUUGUUUUAUCUACUGGCAAAUUAUCCCAAUUAUUAUUAUGUAAGGCAUUUAAAUGUAAUUAACAGAAGCCUGAGAGUAUUUAGCAGUGGGUGGUCUCUUUCAGGUGUUCAUUAGAGCUGAACUCCCAAUGAUCCACAGAUGCAAUUCGCAAGGUUUUGGUUGGAACAAAUUCCUGUGACUCACUAGUCAGAUGUUUCACACUCGACCUCUAAAGGUUUUUUUUUUAACUUCCCUGCUCAUGUUUUUUCUAUACGGCAGUCAAAAAGGAUAUUUAUGACUGGCCACCUUCUUAAACACUGGAUAGAGACUCUUUCAAGGUGGCCGUUGACACAGUCUACUUUAAGAUGAUAGAUGCUUGUUUUAGGUUUUCACUGGACUCUUGACGAGGCAUGCGUUUGGAUGCCUCUAUUCCUUCAUUUUUAAUGUAAAAUAUUUUCUCUACAGGGUGCAGUCAAAGAGUUUCUUUGCCUUUUGAGGAUUAAAAGUUGAGCUAUUUCGGUAAAAGUAUGUGGAAAUUUCAGCCUAAUGUUUCUUUGGGGCACCCAAACUUCCAAUUUUAUGUUCAAUAGCUUCUUUUUUUUUUUUUUCCCCAACUCCUCUUUUCUUUUUUUGGGGGGGGACCACAAACAUGCUUCAACUCUCCUUCUGCCUGUAUGUCCGUACGUACGUACGUGCCUACUGUUGUAACUGUUUGACCAUCUCUGCUCAAGCGAGUUAAAGACUUCGCGGGCCUUCAUCCUUUUUCAGAAGUCCUCAAUUUUCUUUUGUUUUUUUUGUGAAAUCUCGCACUGGGCUGGGCCUGAAUCAACUGUUUUUACUGUGUGUCGAGAGUAUUAUUUCUGUAUGCAGUAUGUGAAAGUGUUUUUAUUUCUUAUGACUAUUAUAAUGGGUUUUAACCUGUGGAGAGGAACAAAAAGCUGAAAAAAAGAGAGAAGAAACGACCAAAUAAAACGUAACACUCCUGA